GGGCGGGGUCGCGAGGCAGCACGUCAGCCUGAGGCUUCCCGAGUCCCCGCCGCCGCCCUCCGGCCGGUCUGCGAGCGACAUCUGCAUCCGGGUCCGGAGGCCUCCCCCAGCGGGCACGAUGCCGAGGAAGCAGUGACCCGGAGAGAGGCGGGAGCGCGGGCGCCAGAAACUGCUGUCAUGUCCCAUCAACCACUUAGCUGCCUGACUGAAAAGGGAGACAGCCCCAAUGAAAGCACGGGAAAUGGACCCCCCAAUCUGGCUCACCCUAACCUGGACACAUUCACCCCAGAGGAGCUGCUGCAGCAGAUGAAAGAGCUCUUGACUGAGAACCAUCAGCUGAAAGAAGCCAUGAAGUUAAAUAACCAAGCUAUGAAAGGGCGAUUUGAGGAGCUUUCAGCCUGGACGGAGAAGCAGAAGGAAGAACGCCUCUUUUUUGAGAUCCAGAGCAAAGAAGCCAAAGAGCGCCUAAUGGCUUUGAGUCAUGAAAAUGAAAAACUGAAGGAAGAACUCGGCAAACUAAAAGGGAAAACAGAAAGGUCAUUUGAGGACCCCACUGGGGACCCGAGGGUCCCCAAGGCAGAAGCAGACCAGGAAAUGGAACAGCUAAAGACCCAGGUGGUGCGGCUUCAAGCUGAAAAGGCAGAUCUGCUUGGCAUUGUGUCCGAACUGCAGCUCAAGCUGAACGCAGGUGGCCCCUCUGAAGACUCCUUUGUUGAAAUUAGGAUGGCUGAAGGAGAGGCAGAUGUGGCAGUGAAAGAAAUCAAGACAAGUCCUGGGCCCACAAGAACUGAUUCCAGGGACACGAGCAGAUCUGUAGAAGGUGCCAGGAAUUAUUUGGAAUCCGAGGAAUUAACUGUGAGCCAGCUCCUGCUUUGUCUGAGGGAAGGAAACCAGAAGGUGGAGAGACUCGAGAACGCCCUUAAGGAAGCCAGAGAAAGAGUUUCAUAUUUUGAAAAGAAAGCCAACGAUCGUUCUGAGAUCGAGACGCAGACAGAGGGGAGCACAGAAAAAGAGACAGAAGAGGAGAAAGGCACAGAAACUGUUGGAAGUGAAGUGGAAGCCUUGAACUUGCAGGUGACAACCCUGUUUAAGGAGCUUCAGGAGGCUCAUACAAAACUCAGUGAAGCUGAGCUAAUGAAGAAAAGACUUCAAGAAAAAUGUCAGGCCCUUGAAAGGAAAAAUUCUGCAACCCCAUCAGAGGUGAAUGAAAAGCAAGAGCUUGUUUAUAAUAACAAAAAGUUAGAGCUACAAGUGGAAAGCAUGCGAUCAGAAAUCAAAAUGGAGCAAGCAAAUACAGAACGUGAAAAGUCCAAAUUAGCCACUCUACAGCUGACACACAACAGUCUUCUUCAAGAGUACAGUAAUAUACUGAAAACAGUUGAAGAACUAAAAAGGAAAGAGUCAGAAAAAGUGGAUAAGGUAGUGCUGCACGAACUACAUGAGAAGCUGGAACUGGCAGAGAAGGCGCUGGCCUCCAAGCAGCUUCAGAUGGAUGAGAUGAAGCAGACCAUCGCCAAGCAGGAAGAGGACCUGGAGACCAUAACAGUUCUUAGGGCACAGAUGGAGGUUUACUGUUCAGAUUUUCAUGCUGAAAGAGCAGCAAGAGAAAAGAUUCAUGAAGAAAAGGAGCAACUGGCAUUGCAGCUGGCAAUUUUGCUGAAAGACAAUAAUGCUUUUGAAGAUGGAGACAGUAGGCAGUCCUUGAUGGAAAUGCAGAGCCGUCAUGGGGCGAGAAUCAGUGACCCUGACCAGCAGGCUUACCUCGUUGAAAGAGGAGCUGAGGAUAGGAACUGGCGGCAACAGCAACAACAGAAUAUGCCAAUUCACUCUUGCCCCAAAUGUGGAAAACUCCUGCCCGACAUAGAUACAUUACAGAUUCACGUCAUGGACUGCAUCAUUUAAGUGUUGACGUUUCACCUCCCCAAACUGUCGGUAAAUGUCAGAGUUUUUUUCCUCCAAGAGUUGUACUUUUGUGUUAUUUGUUUUCACUCAAAUAUUUUGGCUCAUUAUGUUUGUUUCAGGAGAAAGAAACUCGACAUGCUCCACCUAGGACAUUUUUUAUGGAUUUCCAUAAACUCGCACAAAAUAGAAUCUUUAACAUACCGCUCUUUUAGUAGGUUCCUUUCUUAUUUAAUGUUCAGUUUAUGUGAGCACUGAACUGUUCAUGCUGCUAAUAAGUAUGCGACAUCAUCAGAGAGUAAAUGUAAUUAGAUGGAAGAAGUCUCACUGAUAAAUUUUAAGAACCUUAUAAGAAGGCAGGAGAAAUGAAGUGGUCACAGAUUUCAAGAAAAACGUCUUCGAAGUAUUUUUGAAAUGAAUUAUACUGUUUUUUCCAUCUUCUACUUAAAAAAUAUCUAUGUGUGGUUGUGUGUAUAUGUGUGUGGUAUAGUGUUACUGCAGCCACAGUGAUUGCACCAAAGUUAUGAUAUGGCUCUUUUCAUGUGAGCGUUGUGAGCUUUUACUUGAUCAUCAGAACAAAGGAAAAAAUACUGGCAUGAAGUAGAUACCUUAGACUUGCUGGAUUUGAGAUAACUAUUCAGAGUACAAAGAAGUUAUCUUUGUUCUUUCAUUAUGCUGUAGGUAUAUGGGCUUGUACAGUAAAGAGUUUAUUAAUUUCUAAAAAGUACAAUUGUUUCUUCAUUUUCUUCCUGGAUCAGGCAAUAUAUUCAUAAUCACAAAAACAGUUAUUGCAAAAUAAAAUUUUGCUUAUGAAUCUU
Molecule: messenger RNA, 2717 nt
Organism: Pteropus alecto (black flying fox)
Lineage: Eukaryota; Metazoa; Chordata; Mammalia; Chiroptera; Pteropodidae
Gene: OPTN
Product: optineurin
Exons: 14
Coding region: 178-1902 (574 amino acids)
Biological process (GO): Golgi ribbon formation; protein localization to Golgi apparatus; regulation of canonical NF-kappaB signal transduction
Cellular component (GO): Golgi apparatus; nucleus; cytoplasm
Molecular function (GO): K63-linked polyubiquitin modification-dependent protein binding
Source: RefSeq, a predicted model, not a curated record